This is a messenger RNA of Diceros bicornis minor, 2282 nucleotides long. Its product is annotated as leukocyte immunoglobulin-like receptor subfamily A member 6. NCBI's taxonomy places the organism in Eukaryota, Metazoa, Chordata, Mammalia, Perissodactyla, Rhinocerotidae. The transcript is spliced from 7 exons. The record is from RefSeq and is a predicted model, not a curated record. Bases 143 to 1630 code for a protein of 495 amino acids.
GUGGGGUCUGGCGAGUCUCAGAUCUGGUCUGGAAGAUCCCCAGUGCCUACUAUAUCCUGAGCCCCGUCCUUCACGGAGGGCAUAGUGAGGCUCUGGGAGGGGCUGUUCCCCUUCCUGCGAGGCCACAGAUGAGGAAACUGUGAUGUGUCUCACAAGCCCUGAUAUUAUCACUCCCCAUGCAUCUGUCUGUCCUACUGGGCUCUGUGGACCCUAUAGGUCAUCUGAAUGGCUGGGGACCAUGGGAAGCAACACCGGCACACCUACUCUCACUGCUCUUCUCUGCCUUGGGCUGUGUUGGGGCCCAUGGAACCAGGUACGGGCAGGAGCACCCCCUAAACCCUCCAUCUGGGCUGACCCAGGCCCCAUGGUCAUGACAGGGAGCCCUGUGACCAUCUGGUGUCAGGGGUCUCUGCAGGCUGAUGUCUAUCAUCUGUAUAAAGAGAGGGCCUCUAAACCCUUGGAUACAGAGGCCCCACAGGACUCCAGCAACAAGGCCAGUUUCUCCAUCGAAUCUAUGAGCUCAUACACUGCAGGGCUAUAUCAGUGUGCAUAUCAUACUAGCAGGAAUGGCUGGUCAGAGCGCAGUGACCCCCUGCCCCUAGUGGUGACAGGAGUGUACAGCGCACCCUCCCUCUCAGCCCACCCAGGACCUGUGGUGGCAUCAGGAGGGAACGUGUCCCUCUCCUGUAGCUCAGAGUCCACACUGGAAACUUUACAUCUGCUGAAGGAGGGAGGAGCUGACCCACCCCAACACAUGGAAUUGAGGACCUAUCGUAGGAGGGGGCAGGCUGUCUUCCCUGUGGGCCCUGUGAACACCUCCCAUGGGGGGACCUACAGAUGCUAUGGUUCCCCCAGCUCCUACCCCUAUGCGUGGUCACUCCCCAGCGACCCUCUGCAUCUUGAAGUCACAGGUGUGUACAGGGAGCCCUCCCUCUUAGCCCAGCCGGGCUCACUGGUGCUUUCUGGAGACAGCCUGACACUCAAGUGUCACUCAGAGGCCGGCUUUGACAGAUUCGCUCUGACCAAGGACGAGGGGCUCACACCCCCCGAGCGUCUUCAUGGGCAGCACAGCCCUGACUUCCCCCUGGGCCCUGUGAACCACACCCACGGGAGACAGUACAGAUGCUACAAUGGACACCACCUCUCCUAUGUGUGGUCGGCCCCCAGCACCCCCCUGGACAUCCUGAUCGUGGGAAUGUACCAGAAACCCUCCCUCUUGGCCCAGCCAGGGCCCUCAGUGUCCUGGGGAGAGAAUGUGACCCUGCAAUGUCGCUCUGAGAUACACUUGGAUACCUUCCAUCUGUCCAAGGAGGGGUCACCUGCUCCUCCCCAGCACCUUCGUCUGCAGGACACAGCUGCACCCUUUCAGGCCAACUUCACCAUCAGUCCUGUGACCUCAGACCACGAGGGGACCUACAGGUGCUACGGUUCAGACAGCACAUCCCCCUACCUGUUGUCACUCCCAAGUGACCCCCUGGAACUUCUCGUCUCAGCCACGCAUCCCCAAGACUACACAGUGGAGAACCUCAUCCGGAUGGGCGUGGCUGCCGUGAUCCUGGUGGUCCUCGGGAUUCUGCUCUUUCAGGCUCGGCACAGCCCCAGAGGACCCCAAGAUGCAGCCAGGAGGUAAAUACAAGAGAGAACUAUGCACUGCUCAGAGAGGUAGAGGCUUGGAAAUAAGUCUUGUGUGCCCAGGAGGUUCUGGAAGAGCAUCUGGGGCAUAUGUUGUGUGAAACGUCUGUGGGUCAUUGUGAGGUGGAAGAAUCAUUGUUCAUGUGCAGGGACAACGUCUGGACUCUUCUGCCAUUAAACUGUGGAAUUUUCCUUCCUGACCACUGCUGAGUUGUCUUGACUGGCUCCUGUCUUUCCCCCUUUCUGUGAAAUCAGCAUGUAUCCCACAUGGCAGAUUUGGGUCCACACCUCCUCACACUUUCAUGGUCUUGUACACUUUCAUGUAAUCCAUUUUUUCUUUAUUUCUAAUUUCCACAUUCCUUGACGUAGCAAUGUGUAUUAGGAGUCUCUAUUUUUUCUUUCAGAGCAGGUAAUCUGUUUCAAUAAAUCCAUAAGUUGUAAUAACAAAGAGCCAGCCUGAAAGAGGUAAAUCCAAAAUGAUGCCCUAACACCCUCUCUGGACUGCACAUCCCUUCACUUGUCAUCAGAUGAUACCUGUGUAGUUUCUGCAGAGAUAUCAUCACUUGGAACCAAGACAUUGCUGUUUGAAGUGAUAGCACAGUUAUUACUGCUCCUGAAAAACCCACUGUUAAAAACACUGAUUCAAAGCA